Drosophila erecta is the source of this 2537-nucleotide messenger RNA. RefSeq names its product probable 4-coumarate--CoA ligase 1 (gene pdgy). Gene Ontology annotation, molecular function: long-chain fatty acid-CoA ligase activity. The record is from RefSeq and is a predicted model, not a curated record. The transcript has 5 exons. Bases 184 to 1977 code for a protein of 597 amino acids. Lineage: Eukaryota; Metazoa; Arthropoda; Insecta; Diptera; Drosophilidae. Gene Ontology annotation, cellular component: mitochondrion. Gene Ontology annotation, biological process: long-chain fatty acid metabolic process; fatty-acyl-CoA biosynthetic process.
GGUAUUACUUCUCUCAGCGCCGCACGGCGUCGCCAGUCGUGUUUCAACACUCGACAGCAGCAGACGUGUGGCAGCAGCAGCAGCAGAUACACUAGUUCAACACCUCGAAGAGGCAACUGCAUAGGAAAUACACACACUCUGUGCUACACUGAGCGAAAAAGCGCGUGACUACCAAAUCCAGCCAUGAAUCCAGCUGCUCAACUGCUGCGCAUGCGCAGCGCUACCGCAUUUGGUAGCGCCGCAACGCGUAGCAUCACUACCAACCGGCGGCAGCGGACCACCAGUACCGCCAGCGCCCAGCGGGAGCGGACGCAGAGCGUCAGCGAGUCGGACAAGUUCCUGCACUACAGCCCCGAGGACGGCUACUACAAGACCUCGCCCUUUGACCCCGUCACCGUUCCCAACGUGCCGCUGCACGAGUACGUGUGGCGCGACUUCAAGAAGUGGGAGCGACGCACUGCAGCGGUUUGUGUGAUCACCGAUCGGCAGUACACUUUUGCCCAAAUGCGAGAUGCCUGCGCCGCCUUCGCCGUCCGUCUGCAGACCAAGUUCAAUCUCCACAAGCCCGACGUUUUGGCCAUCUGUCUGCCGAAUCUCCCCGAGUAUCCCAUCGCCACAUUGGGCGCCAUUGAGGCGGGACUGACGGUGACCACAGUGAAUCCCGUCUACACGCCUGACGAGAUCGCCCGGCAGUUGACCUUUAGCGGAGCCAAGUUCCUGGUGGGAACGGUGUCCGGAUUCGCCACACUGAGCCAGGCCAGCAAGCUGGUGGGCAGGCAGAUACCCAUCGCCGUGGUGCGUACUAGUGCCGAGGAGGUUCUGCCCGAGGGUGCCAUCGAUUUCAGCGAGCUGACGAGCACCCAGAAUGUGCGUUACGACGAUCUGAAAGUGCCCAAAGAAGCGUCCGCCGAGGACAUGGUCUUCCUGCCCUUCUCGUCCGGCACCACCGGCCUGCCCAAGGGUGUAAUGCUCUCGCACAACAACAUCAGCAGCAACUGCGAGCAGGUCCAGGCAUCCCUGCCAAUGGACCUCCUGGGUCCCCAGAACACGUUGCCGGGCGUCCUGCCCUUCUUCCACAUCUACGGCCUCACCGUGGUCAUGCUCUCCAAGCUGGGACAGGGCUGCCGACUGGCCACCAUGCCCUGCUUCAAGCCGGAUGACUUCAUGAGGUCGCUGGACAAGUACCAGGGCAGCAUCCUCAACUUGGUGCCCCCAAUUGCCCUCUUCAUGAUUAAUCAUCCCAAGCUGUCGCAGGAAACGGCGCCCCACUUGAAGGUGGUGAUGAGUGGAGCGGCUCCCAUUGGUCAGCACGAUGUGGAGCGCUUCCUGAACAAAUUCCCGAACACUGUCUUCAAGCAGGGCUACGGCAUGACAGAGGCUUCGCCCGUGGUUUUGCUGACUCCGGAGGGCAACAAGGUGUACGCCUCGACCGGAGUGCUGCCGGCCAGCACGGAGGCCAAGAUCGUUCCACUGGAUGGAAACGAUGUCAAGGGCGUGGGUCCGCGCACCACCGGCGAACUGUGCGUCCGAGGUCCCCAGGUGAUGGCUGGUUAUCUGAACAACGAUGAGGCCAACCAGGUCACCUUCUAUCCGGGCAACUGGCUGCGCAGCGGCGACGUGGCCUUCUACGAUGAGGACGGUCUCUUCUACAUCACGGACCGCAUGAAGGAGCUGAUCAAGGUGAAGGGCUUCCAAGUGCCACCCGCCGAAUUGGAGGCAGUGCUGCGCGAUCACCCCAAGAUCCUGGAGGCUGCCGUCUUCGGUAUUCCCCACGAACUCAACGGCGAGGCGCCGCGAGCCAUUGUCGUCCUGCGUCCGGGAGAGAAAGCCAGCGCCGAGGAGAUCUCCGCGUACGUGGCCGAACGGGUGGCGCACUACAAGAAGCUCGAGGGCGGAGUGAUCUUUGUGGACGAGGUGCCCAAGAAUCCCACUGGCAAGAUCCUGCGCCGCGAGCUCAAGGAGAAGUUCUCCGACUAAGUGCCUAGAGGACGGAUCUUCGUAGGCUAAGAAAUAUUUUUGUGAUUUUUUUUUUUGUUCUUCUCAAUGUGGAAUGGCACACGGGCAAAUGGAGUUCUUGAAGCGAUGUGGUCUUCAACCUAUUGCCAAAUUUAAGAACUCCAUUUGAUUGUGGUUGCAUUCCGCGGAACAUGUAUGUAUAUGAGGAACAUCAAUGUUGGCCCUGCAACAUUGCAUUUACAACUUCGAAAAUACUUAGUUCUUAGGCUUAGACAUAGGUCUCGAUUAGUCGCUCGAUUGGUCCAUAGUUAGUAAGUCUAGAUUAGGCAUACGUAAGACCCUAUACAUAAACAAAUGCGUAAUCUGUAUGCUUGUACUCUAACAUUUGAUUAUACCUAAUGACGCAUCCGAUAUUUUGCUAUGAUAUUCCCCUACUUGCAUAUAUCAAUUUUUUUUUGCCUUGUACCAUAAGAUAAUUGUUUGUUGAUCGUAUUAAAAGACGGCGGCAUGCCAAAUCCAAUACUAUAAAUGCCAUGUAUGCCACGAUGUUUAAAAAUAAAGACGAAAUGAACUAGUUGAAA